UCAUUUUGAAGCGAUUGUUGAGUUUGAGCCGGAAAAGUGAUAAUCUGAUCUCCGACGCCGACGCCGACGCCGACGACGACCGCUUUCAGUUUCACAUGGAUUAUGAAUCCCAACGUCGAAUUGAACAAGUUCGAUAUCAUUUCAUUGCUUACCUUUUGGACCACCACUACUGAUCCCCUUACCAUUCCAAGUUUGGAACCUUCCUCUUUCUCCACAGACCAGAUACAUACGGGUAUUGGAGAGAAAAGAACAAAAUGACAGAAGUUGCGAGAUCAACGUCUUGGCGUGAUGAGAUCAUGAGUCUGGUUGAGGAGGAUUCUGGGGUUAUAUUCACAGAUGAAUCAAUGGAAAUCUCAAACCCUAAUUUGGAAGCUGAGAUAUCCAGAUUCACUGUAGGACUAGGACUAGGGACUACUAAUAUGCUAGAUGGAGAGUCAGUUGAGACAGAGAGUUUCAAGGAUCAGGUCAAGGGUUUUGCAAGAGCUUGGGGAGAAAUAGUAUUAGAACUGGGAAAAGGGGUUAAGGAUAUAGUUCAACAGACCCUUUUGACAGACGAUUCUUACGUUGUUCUGAAACUUAAGAAACCAAUUGCAAAGGCUUCUAGUAGAUUACGAUUCUUCAACGAUUAUUUGCCUGAAGAUCGUGACCCAGUUCAUUCAUGGUCUGUGAUAUUCUGUGUGUUCUUUCUGGCUCUUGCAGUGUUGACUGUAAAUAUAAAACACAAUCACGCGAUCUCAUUAGUGAAGAAAAUGAGCACACAUCCAUCAAGUGCUACUCGUAUACAACUUCCAGACGGAAGAUACAUGGCCUAUCUAGAGCAAGGUCUUUCAUGUAGCAGAGCUAGACAGCAUCUGAUUGCGUCUCAUAGUUUCUUAUCUUCUAGAUUAGCAGGUAUCCCAGGGGUCAAAGAAUCUCUUUUGGAAGAGUUUGGGAUUCACUUGGUUACUUAUGAUCUCCCUGGUUUUGGAGAAAGUGAUCCUCAUCCCAAGAGAAACCUUACCUCCUCUGCUUUUGAUAUGUUGUAUCUUGCAAAUGCGGUUGGAAUAAAAGACAAGUUCUGGGUAUUAGGGUUUUCGAGUGGAGCUAUGCAUGCUUGGGCAGCUCUGAAGUACAUUCCCGAUCAAAUUCAAGGUGCUGCCAUGUUUUCUCCAAUGAUAAAUCCAUUUGAUACAAGCAUGACUAAGGAAGAGAUGUCCAGAACCUGGGAUGGUUGGUUGAGAAGAAGAAAAAUGAUGCAUUACUUAGCUCGUAGUUUUCCAAAGUUCCUGAGUUAUAUUUACCGUAAAAGUUUUCUGUCUGGAAAGCACGGUCGUUUAGAUAACUGGCUCUCUUGGACACUUGGAAAUAAGGAUAAAUCUCUUAUCGACGAUCCAAGAUUUGAAGAGUUCUGGCAUAGGGAUAUAGAGGAGUCUAUUCGUCAAGGAAAUGUGAAGCCAUUCGUGGAGGAAUCUCUCCUGCAAGUAACCGAUUGGGGAUUUAAACUGACUGACCUUGCUGUUCGAAACAAAUGUCCCAAUAAAGGCUUUUUGACAUGGUUUAAGUUCUUGUCAACAGAAGAUGAAUGCGAAUCAAUUGGAUUUAAAGGUCCUAUACAUAUAUGGCAGGGCCUGGAUGACCAAGUAGUUCCUCCUUCUAUGAUUGACUACGUGACUCGGGUUUUGCCUAACGUUGUAGUACACAAGAUACCUAAUGAGGGUCAUUUCUCGUAUUUCUUCCUAUGCGAUGAAUGCCAUAGACAAAUCUUUCUGACACUAUUUGGUUCUCCGAAUGAGACAGAUGACACUGAUCAGGGUGAUCGAGCCAGUUUUGAGGAGGCUACAGACUCAAAUUUCGAUACAGAUGUUUUACAUGAAAUAUGAGAGUGAUAAAUUUUGUUGUCAUCUCAUUUACUUAGAUCAAACUAACUAAAGACAGACCCAUUUCAAUCGAAAUGUUUUUAAUGAAAAUUGAAACCUUUCGUUACAAUUUCAUUAAUAUAGUCUCAUUACAAUUUC
Impatiens glandulifera is the source of this 1994-nucleotide messenger RNA. RefSeq lists its product as uncharacterized. NCBI's taxonomy places the organism in Eukaryota, Viridiplantae, Streptophyta, Magnoliopsida, Ericales, Balsaminaceae. The record is from RefSeq and is a predicted model, not a curated record. Bases 255 to 1859 code for a protein of 534 amino acids. The transcript has 7 exons.